Molecule: messenger RNA, 791 nt
Organism: Pelodiscus sinensis (Chinese soft-shelled turtle)
Lineage: Eukaryota; Metazoa; Chordata; Testudines; Trionychidae
Source: RefSeq, a predicted model, not a curated record
CUCACCCCGAGGGUCCCCGGCUUCGCUUCUCGCCUCAAGAAACUCUUGAUCGUGGUGGUGGUGGUCGUGGUCAUCGUGGUGGUGGUGCUGGGCUUCCUCCUCAUGGGGCUGCGUUUGUCCGAGAAGCACACGGAGACUGUGUUGCGAAUGACUAUCCAGAGCCUGGACGGGGAAGGGUCCCCGCAGCAGCUCUCCAUACGCGGGAAAGAAAAGACCGGCACUUUCUACGUCACAGCAGGGAUCAACUCGUCAGCCACCGUGGUCUACGACUACCGCCACCUGCUGAUCGGCUACCGAUCCUGGCCGGGCCGGGCCUGCUACCUCCGCCGGAUGGACCCGGAGAACAUUCCAGGCCUGGAUGCUAUUGCCAAAGCCUUUCAGCACCGCCAGCUCGGACCGAGUGAAGAGCCGGAGGAGGGCGGGUUUCCAGCACCCCAGGCCAAUCGCUCCGCGUUGGGCACCACUGUUAAUAUCCUCUGCAGCAACGUUCCCAUCUACUGGGCCUAGACAGGCUCAGGUCCCCAUGCUGUCUGAGCUUUGCCUUCCUGCCAUCGCUUCCCAGGUGGGCCCGGUGCCCCGACAGCCAGCGACCUCUCCGCAGCCUGGGGCUUCUCUCUUACGACGAUGCUGCCCUUCCGCGCACCCUCCAUGCUGGGCAGCGGGCUCCGGCGCUGGCCGAGGGCCGGCGGGCAGGUGGCUGCGGGGUCUCCAAACCGCUGCAACGCUUUUGUUUUCUUGCCGUUCGAAGCAGCUGGGAAUUUCCGGGUGGCACUUGCAAUAAAACAAGAUUU